Messenger RNA from Dioscorea cayenensis subsp. rotundata (Guinea yam), 3780 nucleotides. Its product is annotated as HEAT repeat-containing protein 6. NCBI's taxonomy places the organism in Eukaryota, Viridiplantae, Streptophyta, Magnoliopsida, Dioscoreales, Dioscoreaceae. The coding region runs from base 41 to 3589 and encodes 1182 amino acids. The transcript is spliced from 28 exons. The record is from RefSeq and is a predicted model, not a curated record.
CUCAUUGUUUCUUGGUUUUUUGAAUGAGAGCUCUCCGACGAUGGCGUCUCCAUCGCCCGACGUGCGAUCAUGGCGGACGUCGUUCCUCACACUCAGAGACGAAACCCUAAACCCUCCUCCUCCCUCUUCCCUUCUCACUCUCCUUCAGAACGUCAUCCUCUCCCAUCCCUCCGCCUCUCUGAUCGCCGCUGCCGCCCAAUUGCCUUCUCACGAGAUCACUUCGGAUUUGGUGCUUCUUGCUGGGCUCGCGUCUGCUACAUUGGAGUGCCCUGAUGCUGCUGCGGCUUCACUCCAGAUCUGUCACUUGAUUCAUGAUGUCACUUGUAGUAUUCGUCUGGAAAUCAACUCAUCAUCAUGGACCAUUAUACUUAACUUCUUUGAAAAGCUCACAAAGCAGUUGCUGUGUGAAGCUGAUGCAGUUAAUUUUGCUAAAGUGCGCACUGCUAGAGUUGAUGUGAUAUCUGAGAUUCUAGAGAUUAUCAGGCAUAUUUAUAGAGGUUAUGGACCAAAGAGUUCAUUAUCAGACAAUACAGAACUAGUUGGCAUUGUUCUUUGUCUUAUUUCAUGCUUGCACACUGAGCUGCUUACAAUACAUCAGUCAAAUUUCUCUCUGUCACCUGCCACUGAUAUCAGAGUAGUAUAUUCCACAUCCAAAAGUUUGUGGGAGAUGCAGACUAUUGCAUAUGUAUUAACAGGCGAGGCCUUAUCAAAACUUGGAUCAUCUAUUUCAGCAAAUUUGUGGCACUGUGUACUUGAGGGUUUGAGGAAAGCUAUGGAUUUCUUGGCAUCAAAGAACUUGAUUAUCGAAGACUAUGUAAUGUCAAGGUUUUAUGCCACUCUUCUCCAUUGUUUGCAUAUGAUUUUAUUGGAUCCAAAAGGAUCCCUCUCAGGCCAUGUGGCAGGUUUUGUGUCAACAUUGCAAAUGUUUUUUACUUACGGCCUCUCUAGCAGAUCCUUCUUAGUUCCUACAACCAUUGGUUCAGUUAACAAGGAAAAUGGUACUUCAAACCAUAAAUCUAGAUUUGUGGAAUCUAGUAAAAAUGAGCAUGGUCGAUAUAAACCCCCUCACCUCCGCAAAAAAGAGACUCUCAUGCAAGUUCCAAAAUCCUUGAGUUCUUCAGAUAGUGAACUCUCAAAAAACGGCUUUACAUCAUCUGAUUCUGAUCAAAGUGAUGGUGAUGGUUUUGCUAAAUUUGAAGAUCCCUUUCGAAGUUCUAAGGCUCGAAUUGCUGCAAUAAAUUGUGUACAGGCUAUCUGUCAUGCUGAUCCAAAGUCACUUACUUCCCUUUGGACAAUUCUUUUGCCAGAAACUGAUGUGUUACAACCAAGGAGAUAUCCAGCUACUCUUAUGACAUGUUUGCUUUUUGAUCCGAUAUCCAAGAUUCGAAUUGCAGCAGCUUCAACUCUAGCUGCCAUGUUGGAUAGACACGCAUUGUUUUUUCUGCAAGUAGCAGAGUACAAAGGGUCCAUUAAGUGUGGGUCGUUUACCACCCUUUCUAGCUCACUUGGACAUAUAUUGAUGCAACUGCACAGAGGUAUUCUAUACUUGAUUCAGCAUCAACCUCACAGUGGAUUGUCGACACCCUUGUUCAAAGUUCUCUCAUUUCUUAUAUCUGCUACACCAUAUGCUCGAAUGCCUGAAGAAUUGUUACCAAGUGUGAUUGUAUCUUUACGAGCUUGGAUGAUGGAGGACCUUGCAAACAAGCAUAUUGGUCUUUUGGGAAUUGCUCUUAGUUGCCUGGAAGCUGCACUUUCUAGGUCACCUUCCUCUGUGAAUGUCCUAAAAGUACUUGAAGAAGAUAUUUCAAAAGAUUGUGCCCAUAGGCAGCAAGGAUCUAGUUUGCCUCAUAUUCUACUGCAAUUAACUGAGAGAGGGAGACAUUCUUCUGUUAAAUUAGAGGCUCUUCAGGUUCUCAAAGCAUUAAUACACAAUUAUCCAAGCUUAGUGACAAGAGUGUGGGAGUGCAUCUCUUCUGUUGUGUACAGUUUAUUGCAAACACGCAGCACUGAUGAAUUCAGUCCUGAAAUCUGUUCUGCUUCAUGGAGGGGAGAAAGUGGGAAAUCCCCAGGGUCAAACAUCGAGAAAUGCACUAUGGCUGGUGUUAAGGUUUUGGAUGAGUGUCUCCGUGCGGCGUCUGGCUUCAAAGGGACUGAGUUAACAGACGGCCUUGAAGAAUGUGGAUCACUUGAUAUCCAAAUCCUUUCUGAUUUUCGCCGAAGAAUAAGGGUUUCCUCUGCUCCAUCAUAUGACCUCAAUGGUCUUGAGGCUUUCAAGUGUAGUAUGGAAGGCCAUCUAUCUGGAAGUAACCUUUGGUCUGAGGUGAUCAUGAAGCAUCUACCUCUGGCUUUAUCACAUAGUUCCUCUAUGGUGAGGGCAGCCUCACUUACAUGCUUUGCUGGACUGACUUUACCAGUAUUCUCAUCUUUUACUAAAGAGAACCAGGAGUUUGUUAUUUCUUUAUCUAUCUCUGCAGCACGGAAUGAUCAGGUUUCACUUGUAAGAUCAGCUGCUUGUCGUGCUAUUGGUGUUAUCGCUUUUUUCCCACAGGUUGUUUCAUGUUCAUCGGUGCUGAAUGAGUUUAUCAGAGCAGCUGAGUUUAACUCACAUGAUCCCACCACCUCUGUCCGUAUAACAGCUUCAUGGGCGUUAGCCAAUAUAUGUGAUUCACUUCGUCAGAAAGCAACCACAUCUCACUCUGAGUGUUCUUCAACCCUAAAAUUGGAUCCUGAAUCUAUUUCUGUUCUUGUUGAGAGUGCUUUAAGGUUAACCAAAGAUGGUGAUAAGAUCAAAUCAAACGCUGUGAGGGCUCUUGGGAAUCUUUCAAGGUUUAUCCAGUUUAGUGAUCAUUCUUCGCCGAAAAAUUUGACAUCGAACUGCAUAAACCUCUGCGACUCUGAUUCUGACUGGCUGGAAAGAAUGGUGCAAGCAUUUGUUUCAUGUGUAACCACUGGAAAUGUGAAGGUCCAGUGGAAUGUUUGCCAUGCUUUGGGAAAUUUAUUCAUGAAUGACACAAUGAAGCUUAAAAAUAUGUCUUGGACAUCGGCCGUUUACAGUAUUCUUUUACUACUGCUACGUGAUUCCACCAACUUUAAAAUUAGGAUACAUGCAGCCGUUGCAUUAUCUGUGCCAGGAUCAAGGCUUGAUUAUGGAAACUCAUUUGCUGAUGUUGUUCAAAGUCUAGUGCAUGUACUUGAAACAUUAAAUUCAGAUCAGACUUCAACACCAUCGGGUUUCAAGUACAAGGGAAGUCUUGAGAAGCAGGUUACUUUGACCUCUUUACAUGUGCUUGGCUUUGCAUCCAGUGAGGAUGAUCAGGCUUUAAAGGAUUUUUUAAUCAAAAAAGCAAGUUUUCUGGAAGACUGGUUCAAACUCCUAAGUGCUUCCCUGAUGGAGGUUGCAAAUCAACCCUCAUCAAGUAAAGAAACAUCCUCCGUAGAUCAAGAGGAUAUAUACAUCCCACACGCUCUAAAGAAAACCAAGUUACUGGCAGCGGCGAAAUCCUUGAGCAAUAUCUAUACCAGUAGUAAACGGCAAGGCCUUGCUCAGAGAUUUGUGAAAUAUGUUGAUAACUUGGCGGAGGAUUCGUGAUCAGUGAUCACCUUGCUAAACCACCAUAUUUUAUGUAUGUCGUUAUAAACCACCAUAUUUGAUGUAUCUCGUUAUAAUAAUUCAAUGUUCUUCAUGUGCUGUUGUCCACUUCAUGAACACUGAUUUCAAGUCACACAUUGUAUUUGUACAUAUGUAGCUACGGACCGUAAUUAUCUCUUAUCUCUCGUGCA